This is a messenger RNA of Tarenaya hassleriana, 2859 nucleotides long. Its product is annotated as B3 domain-containing transcription factor VRN1. The transcript is spliced from 4 exons. Lineage: Eukaryota; Viridiplantae; Streptophyta; Magnoliopsida; Brassicales; Cleomaceae. Gene Ontology annotation, molecular function: DNA binding. Bases 1366 to 2487 code for a protein of 373 amino acids. The record is from RefSeq and is a predicted model, not a curated record.
UUUGUUGGAUUUUGGUUUUUAGUUGGUGGGUGGUGAAGUUUCUUUGAUUUCUGAAAUUAUGUGCUUGGAUUCUUUGCUUCUAUGUAUGAUUCGCUUGGAAAUUCAGUGAAAAGGAAACAGAAAAAUGCCUUCGUUUGUUUAAAUUUGUGAUUUUUCUGAUGGGGAUGUGGAUUUUGAAUUGGAAAGCCUCUAAAACCUUAAUUUUUUUAUGGUUUUUGUUUGGGUUUGGUGGAAAAUUGAGUGAGAAAAAGUCCCAUCUGGUAUUGGGUUCGUUGGAUAUGCAUCUUUUGAAAGUGAAUUAGGUCAAGUUCUGUGAUUUGGGUAAUGGGUUCUAAGUGAAUUUUGAGCCAGAAUCCAGAUCGAUACAAACUUGAGAAAACAGUUGUAAUCCGAUGCUUGUUUUUUCUGGAAUUUGAUUUGACCUGGACUUUACUUUGACUUCUUUCUCAGCUUGUCUGAGAUUUCUAGGUUUUUGAGUGAAACCCUAUAAUUUUGUGUACUGAGGAGAGAGAAAGAGACAGGGACUGUGUCAAAUAGAGGACUUAGUUGAAGCUUGAAGAUGAAUACUAUUAGCCUUUGUUUGCUUAAUUAAAGACAGUUUAUGUUUCUUGAAGAAAAUAUAUUUCCACUUCUUCAAUUUGCAUCAUAUUUCCUUUCAUCUGAUACAUGUUAGAUAGUCUUUUGAUGCUUAUGAGGUUCUCAUCUCCGCCUUCUAAAGCUGCUAACUAGAUCCCGGUUUUAAGCAACUUAAAUAUGUGCUUCUUGGUAACUAUAAAUACUGUUUAAGAAUUAAGCGUUAAAAUUAAGAAAUUUGAUGUGGUGGUACCAAAGCUUUUCAACUGUUAUACAAGUUUUUGCAAUGAAACAUGAAGUAGUGUGUUUCCAGAUUCAUGAAUGCAUUGCUUUUCGGCCGUUUUCUUCGGCAAUUAUGUGUUAAGUUCCUGCACUUGAAUCUCUGAUUUCCAACCAGAAAUCUGAACCUUUCAUUGAUCCUAAACCGAAAACACACCUCGGAUGAUCUUGAUCAUAGAGAGGAUCCCAACUCUCUCCCCUUACAAUCCCUUACCGAAAAUUCAGCCUAAAACCCUUUUUAACGCAAAAUAACAACUAUGUAGCUCAGUUACAGAGCUGAUACUAAUCAACUUCUAACUAACAACUAUAAACCAUCUAACAGAUUAUAGGCUAAAAUUAAAUACAAAACAUGUAAAGUAAACAACCAAAGCAUAAAGUGCAAACCUGUAAAUCCGCUGCUCUGCCGCAAUCCCUUACUCUGCAACUGCUUCUUUCCCUGCCCUUGUUCUUCCUCACAUACACCUGUAAACACUUAUCAUUCUGCUUCCUGGCUGUUUUACUGAUAGAUAAUAUAUGAUAUGUUUGAUGUAUUGUAUUCAUUUGCAUAUUAUAUCAUCUCCCAAGCAAAAAAGGAAAGAACUUUUGGUGUUUUUUGAAUGUCUUGUGCGUUUCUUUUCUCUCUUUCAAAUAAAAAUCUGCAAAAGUUUUAAUGUCCUUUUUUUUAUCGUCUUUAUUCCGGUAUACCUGCAGAGAGUUCCCGAUAAGUUUGUGAGUAAAUUCAAGGAUGAGCUUUCGGUUGCUGUUGCUCUCACUGUACCUGAUGGUCAUGUUUGGCGUGUAGGACUAAGGAAAGCUGACAACAAAAUUUGGUUUCAAGAUGGUUGGCUCGAGUUUGUUGAGCGUUACUCCAUUCGGAUUGGUUACCUUUUGAUUUUCAGAUACGAAGGAAACUCGGCCUUUAGUGUUUAUAUUUUCAAUCUAUCCCACUCCGAGAUCAAUUACCAUUCCGGUUCUAUUAUCAACAUGGAUUCACAUAAUCAUUUCAAGCGUGCCCGUUUGUUUGAAGACCUAGAAGAUGAAGAUGCGGAGGUCAUGUAUCCAUCUUCCGUGUACCCGAUGGCCGAUUCUGCACCAGUGAACAAAGGGUAUGCCAGUUCAACCAUUCAAAGCCUUUUCAGCGGAUCUAGAGCUGAAGAGACAUCUAAAGUUCCUAAAAAGAGAGGGAGGAAGAAGAAGAACCCUGAUCCCGAGGAAAUAAACUCGGCUCCCCACGAAGAUGAUUCAGAGAACCGUUCAAAGUUCUACGAAAGCGCUUCUGCGAGAAAGAGAACUGUCACUGCUGAAGAAAGAGAGAGGGCCAUCAAUGCAGCCAAGACGUUCGAGCCCGUAAAUCCUUUCUUCAGGGUUGUUCUCCGACCAUCCUACCUCUACCGAGGCUGUAUCAUGUACUUGCCUUCUGGGUUUGCUGAGAAGUACCUUAGUGGGAUAUCUGGAUUCAUCAAACUCCAACUUGCGGACAAGCAAUGGCCAGUGCGUUGCCUCUACAAAGCCGGGCGAGCAAAGUUCAGCCAGGGAUGGUACGAGUUCACCCUCGAGAACAAUCUAGGCGAGGGAGAUGUUUGUGUCUUCGAGCUUCUCAGAACCCGAGAUUUCGUCCUUAAAGUCACGGCUUUUCGGGUCAACGAGUACGCUUGACAACAACAGCCACCCACCCCCCAUUAUCAUCGAUCUUCAGGAUCUCGGGUAAAAUUUCGUUUAGGGUUUCGUAAUUUCGGAAAAAGUUUUUAACUUUCAGUUGCAUCGGUUUCGGGUGAAUCUAUCUAUGUACCGUUUUACUGUCUGUUCUAAGUGAAAUUCGGGAUGCCGGUUUUCGAAUGUGGAUAUAUAAGCGCUUCUAUACGACCUUUGGGGUGGAACUUUGUUCUUAAUAUGAGUAGAAGAAAUCUGUAGGCAUGAAACUUAGGGUUUGUAAAUACCUACCUCAUCUCCUCCCUUCAUUCAGUCUUGGUAUUGUGAAAACUGGCGACCAGGAACUCGACUCUAUUGUUUGUGUUGUGGAUCUCCUCA